AUGAGUACAAAAGAUGUUCUUCGUCCAGUGACCAACUUCUCCUCUACCUUGUGGGGUGACCAAUUCCUACGUUACGAAUUUGACCCUCAGAUUAUGAAAGAAUAUGCCAACGAGGUUAAGAUGUUGAAGAAUACAGUGAGGAAUCAAAUAACAGAUCAAGAUAUGGGAAUGAUGGAUGCUAUGAAUCUCAUUGAUACACUCGAACACCUAGGCAUAGCAUAUCAUUUUGAAAAUGAAAUUUCAGAGAAAUUACGAGAAAUUUAUGACCUCCUCGAUACCGACAAAUAUUGUGAUCUCUACACAACUGCUCUUCAUUUUCGGAUACUCAGGCAGCAUGGGUAUCAUAUAUCUUGCGAUAUUUUUCUCAAAUGGUUGGAUGGUAAUGGAAAAUUCCAGGAGUCCAUUAAGAAUGAUAUAAGGGGUUUGUUAGCCUUGUAUGAAGCAACACAUCUGAGAAUACAUGGAGAAAGCAUAUUAGAUUAUGCACAUGUUUAUACUAGGACCGGUUUAAAAAAUGUGGAACAAAGUCUCCAUCAAUCACCCCUAGAGAAACAAGUCGAGCACGCGUUAGUGCAAGCCCUACACUUGGGCUGUCCAAGAAUCGAAGCACGAUUCUUCAUCUCCAUCUAUGAAGAGGAGGUUGAACACCGGAAUGAGUCAUUGUUAAACUUGGCCAAAUUUGACUAUAAUUUACUUCAAAUAUUACACAAGAAAGAGCUUCAAGAAUUGUCACGGUGGUGGAAAGAAUUGAAUCUAAUAUCAAAACACAAAUAUGCCAAGGACAGAUUAGUUGAAUGCUAUUUUUGGGCUGCAGGAGUGUACUAUGAACCCGAAUAUUCGCGCGGACGUAUUAUGCUUACAAAACUUAUGAUCAUUAUAUCAAUAACAGAUGAUACGUAUGAUGCUUAUGGCACGCUUGAAGAGCUACAAGCUUUCACAAAAGCAAUAGAAAGAUGGGAUAUUGGGGAGAUUGUUAAACUCCCAAAUUACAUGAGAGAAUUCUAUAAAACUACUCUAGAGCUCUAUCAAGAAUUUGAAGAUGAGCUAAGCAGUGAAGGAAGGUCCUACGCAAUAAAAUACGCCAUCGAUGCUCACAAGGAAUUGGUAAGAAACUACUAUACUGAGGCCAAGUGGUUCAUGCAAGGAAUAUAUCCAACCUUUGAGGACUAUCUUAGCAACUUUCAUAUUACUUACACCUAUUUUUAUCACACCAUGGUGUCACUGUUGGGAAUGAAAUCUGUGACAGAGAAGGUAUUUGAGUACCUACACCAGAAACCUAAUAUGAUUGUUGCUAGCGGUAUCAAUUGCUGGCUCAUGGAUGAUAUCACUAGUUAGAAGGUACAAGUGAAAAGUUAUAUUAUGCCAAUAUGUCUAAAUACAUUAAUUUGAUUAUUUGUUAACAUAUAUAUUGUAGGGUAAACUGUUUUUUUAGUCUCGUAACUGGACCCCUUUAUCAUUUUAGUCCCGUAAGUAGAGCCUAUUUGCAAACUAGUUCCAUAAGUGAAAAAAUUUCGUUGUUUUAGUCCUCCGCCGCCGGAGACGCCCGCGUGGC
Messenger RNA from Andrographis paniculata, 1552 nucleotides. Its product is annotated as germacrene A synthase-like. Bases 1 to 1335 code for a protein of 444 amino acids. NCBI's taxonomy places the organism in Eukaryota, Viridiplantae, Streptophyta, Magnoliopsida, Lamiales, Acanthaceae. The record is from RefSeq and is a predicted model, not a curated record. Gene Ontology annotation, molecular function: terpene synthase activity; magnesium ion binding. The transcript is spliced from 6 exons. Gene Ontology annotation, biological process: diterpenoid biosynthetic process.